GGGACAACGGGCUUCCCAUGUUUUACGCCUGUAUUCGUUCAUAAAACUGUCUACGAACUUUAUUAUAAGGACCCCAAAGCCAACCGAACGAAUCAAUGGCGUUUGUGUGUACAUCUUUCGCUAUGUGAUCCUACGGUGAACAAAAGUUUUUGUUCGGAUUAUCAUUGAUUGCAGGAAAGGUUCGGACAGACAGCAUGUCUGACACAGACAAGAGAGCCGCGGGCAGAGACGCCUCCAGUAAAAAUCCGAGCUCGGACAAGAAGGAGAUUGAAAAGAAGAAGAGAUCUCGGGUGAAACAGCUGUUGGCUGAUGUGAAGAAACAAGUAGAGUUCUGGUUUGGCGACGCAAACCUUCACAAGGACAGGUUCCUGAAACAGCAGAUUAGCGAGUCGAGAGAUGGAUACAUAGACAUAUCAGUAUUGACCACCUUUAAUAAAAUGAAGAAGCUCACCACAGAUGUGAAGUUGAUCGCCAGAGCGUUGAAGAACUCAUCCAUGGUGGAGGUGAAUCUUGAAGGAACGUGCAUUCGCCGUAGGCGGCCUCUAGGGUCGGAUCCCAUCGAUGUGGACCAGCGGACAAUAUACGUGGAGUUGCUGCCUAAGGAUGUGAGCCACGCCUGGGUAGAACGGGUCUUCAGCCAGUGUGGCACCAUCGUGUACGUCAGCCUCCCGCGCUACAAGUCCACGGGACAGCCCAAAGGGUUCGCCUUCGUGGAGUUCCAGACCGUGGAGCAGACACAGAAAGCCAUAGAGCUGUUGAACAACCCCCCAGAGGACGCUCCUCGUAAGGCUGGUAUCUUCCCCAAGACCAAGAAGAACAAGCCUCUCCCCCAGCUGGCAGCUGACGACAGCACCCGCGAGGAGGACGAGGAUGACCGGAAGAAGAAGAAGAAAAAGAAGUCGCGCAGCGGGCGGAGGGAGAGUGCCAAUCAAUCUGUUGCCAUGGAAACUAGCGCUCUGGAAGAGGGGGGUGAAAAUAAGGAGGGGAAAAAAGACAAGAAGAAGAAGGAGGAGAAGAUGGAGGAGGCUGGAGAGUUGAAAAGCUGCCCGCAGUCAAAGCCCAGCCAAGCAGGGGGCAGCACUGAGCCAAAGGAAGCCGUGGCAGUGGAGCUGAAGAAGGAGGAUGACGGAGGAGGGCAGGCAGGAGAAGGACAAGCAGGGCAGGGGAAGACUCCCGGCAAGCGUGCCGAUAAGAAGCGCCGGCGUUCCCAGAGCACUGACACAGCGGAGACCAGUGGACCGGGCAGCCAGCAGCCAGCCAAGAUGAGGAGAGUGAAGGAGGAGAUGGAGAGCAAGACAACAGAGUCUGCAGAGGAAAGUGAGAAGAUGGAGAGAGAAGUGGAGGUGAAGAGAGAGGGAGGAGAGGAGGAGGAAGAGGAGGAGGAGAAGCCAGGAGAGGACUCCCUUCUGAAGGCAAAGAGGAAACGCAAGAAGAAACACAAGGAGCGCCUGAAGAUUGGAGAUGAAGUCAUACCUCUACGAGUGCUCUCAAAGGGGGAGUGGCUGGAGUUGAAGGAGCAGUAUCUCCAGCUGCAGAAGCGCAGCAUGUCAGUACUGAAGAAGAGCAUGACUCACAUCCAACCACACGGGGGCGCCACUGACAACAUGGACACACAGGAUGACAGCAAAGCUGAGGAGGGUAAACAGGCGGGUAAGAAGGAGCCUCCAGCUGGGCCUCAGUUUGAGAGCGGACUCAUCGUCAAGAUCACACACCCACAACCCCUACCAGGGAAGAAGAGCGUCAAGGACACCCUGUCUGAGAUCUCGGCGGUGGUGUAUGUGGAUAUUCUGGAUGGAGACGCGGAGGGACACGUGAGGUUUAAGAGCGCAGAGGACGCCAAAGCAGUCAUGGCCGCCCAGCAGCAGAUACUCAAGAAGCACAACUGGAGACUAGAGAUACUGUCUGGUGACCAUGAGCAGAGGUAUUGGCAGAAGAUUCUGGUAGACCGGCAGGCCAAACUCAACCGCCCACGAGACAAGAAGCGAGGCACUGAGAAGCUCAUUGCCAAGGCUGAGAAGAUCAUCGUAGCAAGAGCGAAAGAAGCCAGCAAGCACAUCCACUUCAUCGAGGAGGCUUGAUCACACACACACACACACACACACACACACACACACACACACACACACACACACACACACACACACACACACACACACACACACACACUCUCCUCAGUGACUAGCCCUCCAUGUAAAGUGUGUUAUGUUGCUUCCCUCAUAGCCCUGUCUUGGCUUGGUCAACAGGCCAUGCGGCAGUACAUGCACUGUAAGAAUGACAAGUUCCCUUGGAGAGACCUCGAUUGCCAUUGUAGGGGAACUCCUAGAGAUUCUAGUAUGGUGAACAGCCUAUAGGAGAGGGAUGUCAAACUCAGGCCCGGGGUCCAAAUCUGGCCAAAGUGAUUUUUUUUAUUCGGCCCUCGAGAUCAUUUCAAAUGUUCAUUACAGUUGGUCCACAUACUUAAGCAUGAAAUUUGGAGUGUCACAGGAGUAUGAGUGGGCCAAGGCCAGUGAAACAGCUCACUCAUAUGCAACGGAAUAUGUGCAGGCACAUUUGAACUAUGAUGGAAAUCUGUUUGUGAGAUUUAGUAUCAAAUAUUGUGCGUGUAUGCACAAUUUUGGUCUGUGUUUUUUUUUUAAAUAAAUAUUGAGUUUGGCCCUUCUUUGUUACAGAUUUUGAGUUUGACACCCCUGCUCUAGGUGCUUGGAAGAUCCCCAGGGGGUUCCUCCAAAGUGGCAAACUGUAGAACCCCUAAAGGUUCUUUUGAGGAACCCUUUGAUUGCCGCUAUGGAAGAACCCCUAAGCGCUCUCUGAGGCACCUUGGAGUGCUUUCAAGAACUUUUUAAGUUCUUCAAGGAACUAUUUGGGUUUCCCCACAAGCCAGCUGAGUACUCUUUGAGGAAUAACUUGUUUACAGUGUAUGUUGUCAUCAGGCAAUACUAGUAAUACUGUAUGUUUUGUUUGGUGUUAUGUGUGAUUGGCAUUGGGCAGACAUUGUUUCAGUUAGAAUGCUCUUGUGCGUGUGCAUUUGGGAACCGUUGUUUGUGGAGAACAAACUUUUUUUUUUUAAAGUGAUACUGGAUACUAUGAUUUAGUGAAUGAAAUGUCGAUACUUAGUUUUCUAAGUGAAAAAAGGACAAUAAAAGAUGUAAAUGUUGUAAAUAGAAUAAUGAUGAACAAUCGUCAUCCCCACAACUCUGAAAAUGUGAAGUCCAGCGACUUCAAUUAAUUUUUUUGCAUUUUGUACAGUUUUGUCUUUUUUUCCAGCAAUUUCAGUAUUUUAUCCAGUUUUUACAGACACCUUAAUGUGUGUUUUCUUUAUUUUUUAAAUAAAUGGCAAAUUUCUAAACAAGCAAAUUCAUAAAUUCAUUCAUUGCUUGAAAUGUGCAUUGAUUUGUCAUUGUGUUGUUCAGUACAUCAAUGGC
Engraulis encrasicolus (European anchovy) is the source of this 3422-nucleotide messenger RNA. It is a transcript of the gene larp7, whose product is annotated as La ribonucleoprotein 7, transcriptional regulator. The coding region runs from base 195 to 2078 and encodes 627 amino acids. The record is from RefSeq and is a predicted model, not a curated record. Gene Ontology annotation, molecular function: RNA binding. Lineage: Eukaryota; Metazoa; Chordata; Actinopteri; Clupeiformes; Engraulidae. Gene Ontology annotation, cellular component: ribonucleoprotein complex; nucleus. Gene Ontology annotation, biological process: RNA processing. The transcript has 15 exons.